AUGCAUAAAACCUCGUCAAGCGAAGGCAUGCCUGUAAUGGACUUUUCAACUCUUUUAUUGAACUCCGAUAACACUCUUCAUAAUAAUGCUGCGAUUCCGGCCACGGCGGCCAAUCUCAUUGAGACUAGCCAACUGCGCAGGAGAUAUUAUAGUGCACAAGUGUACGCGCAGACACAACGUGCACUCUCUAUUCCUGUCACUCUCAUACUCCAGUGGGACGACCAUUCGACAAGACCAGUGAGAGUUAAGGCGCAGGAAUCUAAAACUAAAGUUGGUCCGACCCGGGACUCAAACCCAGGACCUAAGGGUGUGCAGCCGUACAUGCUAGCCACUACACUAUCGAGGCAGUUAUUU
Molecule: messenger RNA, 354 nt
Organism: Brenthis ino (lesser marbled fritillary)
Lineage: Eukaryota; Metazoa; Arthropoda; Insecta; Lepidoptera; Nymphalidae
Source: the annotation of a GenBank genome assembly